AUGCCUUCAAACGAAAGGAAGUCCUGGAAUCACAUUAAGCCCCACACUAGUAUUAUCGAAUCCGUGCUCCCCCAGCACCUUUCCAGCAAUGAAACCCCUGCCAACCCAGCCGUCCUCUCAACAACGGGACUCGUCUCACUAAUGGAAACCGCCAGCGCGGAGGCGCUGACGGACACGCUCAAAGACACCAAUUGCUUAAUCUCAGUGCCAGCGCGCAUGUCAAUUAACCACCUGCGUCCUGUGGGAUCAGGAACAACGCUGCGGGCAACAGCUCAGUUCAAAGGCACUGACAGCACCGACAGCAACACCCUCGAAUUCGAUGUUCUCGUCCACGCCCACGAGUCAAACACAAUCAUCGGAAAAGGCACUUUCUGGCGCACAAUAACAUGCAAGGAAAACCUUGAAAAUACGGCUUACCUCACCGGCAUGGGACGAUCGCCCACCGAAACCGAAUCAGCUUUUCGCACGUACAUCCAACAGAAAACCGCCUCGAUGCCUUGCUCCAGAUCCCAGGAUAACACGCAUCAUAAAUCCGCCUGCGAACUGUGCUAUCCAUUCCCCAAACGUUUCUGGUCCGGCGCUGCAGACCCCGCCCACGAUCCCAUCUCGCGCGGCUUCCUGCACGCCGUGCACCACGGAUCCCCGCGAUUAGUGGAGUCGUGGAUUAGCAGCGGUAUUGACAUUCCACCAGCCGUACUAGAUAGCGCGCUAUACACGGCUGUAUGUACACUUCGGGCAGAUAUCCUCGAACACCUCAUCCAGCGCGCCGGGGCGGACCCGUUGGCGUGGAAGUCGACGGAUAUCAAGGCGCAGAGUAUUAUUUUGGUUGCGCUGGGCGUGCCCUCUGGUAGACAUAGUCGUUUUCAGGAUGAGUAUGCACAUGCACACCCACUUCUAGCGGCUGCUGGUGUGAAUGGGACUACUGCGGAGGUAAUCAGAGUUCUUCUCCGUGCUGGGGUCAGUCCGAAUUGUUUCGAAUCGGAGACGUAUUGGUCUGCGUUACACCUUGCGGUGUGGAAUAGUGAUGUUGAAUCUGUUUCAGUGUUGUUGGAGUUUGGGGCAGAUCCAAAUAUAACGGAAGAUGAGGAUUGGACGCCGCUGCAUGUUGCGGUGCAGUGUGGAUAUGUUGACGCUUUGGCUGUAUUGCUGGCAGGUGGAGCCGAUGGGGAGAGCAGGACGGGCAAAGGGGACACGCCUGUUAUGCUUGGGGUACGGCUGAGACAGGAAAUGACUGUGAGGACCUUGCUACAUGGGGGGUGCAAGGCAGGUCUUGGUCCGGGGAGGGUUUCUGCUUGGGACUGGCUGGGUGGUGCGCCAGUCCCUGGUUUAGAGGGCUACGGGAAUGGGCGGGCAUUGCGGCCGUGACGAUGUUUCAGCUAGUUAGUUGUUAAUUCCAAUGUUAUGCC
This is a messenger RNA of Aspergillus versicolor CBS 583.65, 1406 nucleotides long. RefSeq lists its product as uncharacterized. The record is from RefSeq and is a predicted model, not a curated record. NCBI's taxonomy places the organism in Eukaryota, Fungi, Ascomycota, Eurotiomycetes, Eurotiales, Aspergillaceae. The transcript has a single exon. Bases 1 to 1365 code for a protein of 454 amino acids. Gene Ontology annotation, molecular function: protein binding.